AGGAAGCAAUCUCGACAUCGACAAUCGCCAUCGCCAUCUGACUACCUCAUAUCCGUCAAGAUGGGUCACUCUCACGGUCUGAGAUCUGGCACUCGGUAUGCCUUCUCCCGCGACUACAAGAAGCACGGCGUUAUCCCUCUUUCCACUUAUAUGAGAGUUUACCGGGUUGGUGACAUCGUGGAUAUCAAAGUCAACGGAGCAGUUCAACAGGGUAUGCCAUUCAAGGUCUACCACGGCAAGACCGGUGUUGUCUACAACGUGACAAAGUCCGCCGUUGGCGUCAUCAUCUACAAGCGCGUCGGAAACAGAUAUAUGGAGAAGCGCGUCAACGUCCGCAUCGAGCAUGUUUCCCACUCCCGAUCCAGAGAAGAGUUCCUCCGGCGAGUCAAGGAGAACGCUGUCAAAAGACGGAAGGCCAAGGAGGAGGGUAUCCACAUCCAUCUAAAGAGACAACCAAUCGGACCCCGGGAGGCAAGAACAGUAAGCACUGAGGGGAAUAUGCCAGAGACAAUUACACCUGUUGCAUACGAGACGACUAUCUAAAAAAAAAACAAAAAUCAAUUAUCCGUGUUGUAUGGGUUUGGGAUCCUGUUUUUUGCCCUUUUAUGACUACUUUUCCUACUACAUGUCACAGUGAAAUAGCGCAUUGCACUGGGCGGCGUGGAGGAGCGCGGGCUCUACAUACGAUAUACGACGAUAUCAAUCAGCGCAACAAUAGAUGCCGGGCAUAUUAGGAAAUUAAUUUUUCUUUUUUUUUUGUCAAUCAAUGGAGCUAUUCGUACUUCCUCAGAUUUCACUUCUUCGGCAGGGAGGGGCAUUUCGUUAUCUUACCAUGAUGUGCCGUGGCCAACUUUGGUAUCUGGAUUUUGCGAUUCCGUUCAUUCGCGACUGAUACUAGUAGCAUUCAGGGGUGACUUCACUCACGUUCAUCCAAUCCA
Messenger RNA from Histoplasma capsulatum G186AR, 938 nucleotides. RefSeq names its product ribosomal protein Srp1. Gene Ontology annotation, biological process: translation. Bases 61 to 543 code for a protein of 160 amino acids. Lineage: Eukaryota; Fungi; Ascomycota; Eurotiomycetes; Onygenales; Ajellomycetaceae. The transcript is spliced from 4 exons. Gene Ontology annotation, molecular function: structural constituent of ribosome. Gene Ontology annotation, cellular component: ribosome; cytosolic large ribosomal subunit. The record is from RefSeq and is a predicted model, not a curated record.